Colletotrichum siamense is the source of this 2220-nucleotide messenger RNA. RefSeq names its product FAD-linked oxidoreductase ZEB1 (gene ZEB1-1). The record is from RefSeq and is a predicted model, not a curated record. Bases 1 to 2220 code for a protein of 739 amino acids. Gene Ontology annotation, molecular function: oxidoreductase activity; FAD binding. NCBI's taxonomy places the organism in Eukaryota, Fungi, Ascomycota, Sordariomycetes, Glomerellales, Glomerellaceae. The transcript has 7 exons.
AUGGAAGCCGACCGAGCCAAGGUUUUUGAGGCACUAGGAGCCUAUCGCGCGCACGUCGCGUCCCAGAUCCGGAAGAACAUGGGGCUGUAUGUGGAGUAUGUCUCGAGGCAGUUGCCGCUGGACCAGGACUGGACAGACGAAGAAAUCAAUAAUGCCCGCAUGGAAUACCUCAAAGAACGAUUGGGACUCGGCGAAUUCGUUGAGGUCAUCAGGUUGCCGGAGGAUGUUCUUACCCAUUGGGAUGAGAUAGCCCAGUUGAGCGGAAUGGACAGUACAAUCAGCCCAGACCCGGCAAACGGCGCUCUGCUCCUGUUUGCCUACGUACCUCACAUGGAAGAGGCUCUGCGGAAAAAGUCGCACGAAGACAUCAGAGACGCGAUCAGAUUUCCCACAGAGCUCCGCGUCGUGGCCGAGGAAGUCCACGGCCUGAUUGGCCCCGGGAUGCCGUAUCACAACCACCAGCAGCUGACCUUCUGGUCUCUGAUAAUGGACGCGCGCCGGGUCGAGACACCGGAAGAGUUGGAAGACGAGACAGGGCUGAACGGCUGGGACCCUCAAGGCUGGACGAUGGGAGGCGGGUGGAACUCGGGGGAUGGGCAGGACGCCUCGUGUUGCGUGGUGUACUGCCAAUCCUGGGCCGCGCUCAAUGAGUCUCUUGGAGGCCGACUGCUGCAGCCGGCUGCUCCUGGAGCUGUCUGCCAUCCCGGAGAACCGACCUACGACGCCGACCGGUGCGCCGCCGCGCAGGCCGGAUGGAGCCGCUUCGACUUCCACAAGGCCGACCCCGUCUCCGUCAUGUGGGACAACUGGAGCAAUGACACCUGCCUCCCUGACGCGGCUUAUCUGUGUCGCGCUGACGGAUACUCUGCGUUCGUCGUGAACGCGACCACGCCGGAGCACGUCAAGUUUGGUGUUGACUUUGCGCGGGAGAAUAAUGUGAGGUUGAUCAUCAAAAGUACGGGGCACGAUUACCUAGGCCGCUCUUUUGCUCCGGGCUCUCUUUCGAUCUGGGUGCACCACAUGCAAGAUGUGCAGUACCACGGCGCUGGGUUCCAACUUGCCGGAAGCGAUAUCGCCAUCGAGGGGAACGCCGUCACCGUCGGGGGCGGCACCGAGCUGUACAACGCGCAGAAGGCCCUGGCCGAGCAUGGGCAGGCCAUCGUCGGCGGCGGGUGCGGGACGGUGGGAGUCGGCGGGUUCACCCCCGGAGGCGGCCACUCGCUACUGGGACCGCGGUACGGCAUGGCGGCGGACAAUGUUCUGCAGAUGGAGAUCAUCUCGCCCAAGGGCGAGAUCAUGACGAUCAACGAGGCGCAGAAUAUGGAUCUGUUCUGGGCUAUGCGCGGUGGCGGCCCCGGCACGUUCGGCGUCAUCACAUCCAUCACCUUCUCAACGCACCCCUCGCCUGUAAUCACUCAUACCUUCUGGGCCGUCAGAACCGAGCCCGACGCUCCCUACCUACCCGCGCUCACGGCGUACGUCCUCUCCCAGAUGCCCGCGCUCGAACGCGCCGGCAUGUCCAUGUACUGCACCUCCUCGCGCGUGCUCAUGGGCAACCCCUUCCCGGUACAAAGCCUGCCGGCGCAGAUCGCAGGCAUGAUGGGCGUCGCCCUGCUGCAAGACCAGCCGGACUCAGAAGCGAUGCAGGAGCUCUGGCAGCCCAUCAACGCAACCAUCGCCGCGCGCUGGCCCGAGGCCGUGUUCGUGCUGCAGACGGAACAGUUCGCGUCGUGGUUCGACUGGUUCGACAAGUACCGCGACGCGCGGCCCGUGGGGUACCACCUCAUCUUUGCAUCGCGACUGCUCGACGAGGCGGCUCUGACUGAGGAUGUGGACGCGCUGGCGGCGGCGGUUGGGACGGCCACGGAGAGGGUGGGACGCGUGACGGCGUUUUUGGUCUCGGGGAGGGGUGUGCACGAGGCGAUGCCGCGAGGGGGUGGGAAUGCGGUGCAUCCGGCUUGGAGGAGGGCGUAUGUCCACGCGAUGGCGACGACCCAGUUCCCUGCGAUGAAUGCCACGGCUAAACGGGAGGCGAUUGAGCUUGUUGAUGCGGCGGCGGAGGGGUUGCGGGAGUUGGCUCCCAAUAUGGGGUCUUAUAUCAACGAGGGCUCUGUGUAUGAAAAGGACUGGCAGCAGGCCUACUGGGGAGCCAACUACGAGCGACUUCUCAGUAUCAAGAAGACCGUCGACCCGGAAGACGUGCUCUGGUGCGAGCCUUGA